Molecule: messenger RNA, 1148 nt
Organism: Schizosaccharomyces cryophilus OY26
Lineage: Eukaryota; Fungi; Ascomycota; Schizosaccharomycetes; Schizosaccharomycetales; Schizosaccharomycetaceae
Product: leucine carboxyl methyltransferase Ppm1
Exons: 4
Coding region: 157-1095 (312 amino acids)
Biological process (GO): C-terminal protein methylation
Molecular function (GO): protein C-terminal leucine carboxyl O-methyltransferase activity
Source: RefSeq, a predicted model, not a curated record
CCUAAACGAAGCUAAUUGUUGUAUUUCAAAACCAUCUGUUUUGGCCAUAUCUACAAGUAAAAACUCUUUACGUGUGAAAAUUCUAACAUAAGACAGAAUAUUUUGAAUUUAAAGCUAGGUAGACUUUGAAUUUGGCAAUUUCAAAAACAUUCCUAGAUGGAAGUACUAGAAACGGAUUUGGAUGCACUAAGAUGCAGGAUGAGUGCAACGAAAAUGGGAUACAUUGAUGACCCAUACAUUCAAUAUUUUCUCCCUAGGCGAUCGAUCCAUAAGCCUCCAAUAAUAAAUCGUGGAACUUACGUUCGAACAUGGUCCAUUGAUCAUGUACUAGAAAACUUUUUGAGUAAACUAGAAGGGAAAAAACAGAUAAUAUCUUUGGGAGCAGGGACAGAUACGAGAGCCUUUCGCUUCUUGACAAAGCUUCCAAAAGAGAGCAUUAAAUUUAUUGAGCUUGAUUUAUAUCCAAAUUGCGUUAGAAAGAUCCAGUCAAUUGCAAAACAAGAAGCUCUGCAAGCGAUGUUGGGCGUAUAUACAAUAGAUGCAAAAAAGGGGAUACUACUUUCAGAAUCUUUAGAUAUACUCCCCUUUGAUAUUCGUCGUAUUCCUGAAACAGGUUUACCAGAAAGAGCAAAUCAGGGUUUACCAACUAUCGUACUGUCUGAAUGCUGUUUAUGUUAUUUGGAGCCUAAGGAAGCCAACUCUAUCUGUCAAUGGUUUCGAGAACGUUUCUCAUGCGUUGGCAUACUGGUCUAUGAACCUAUCCAAGGAAUGGAUAGCUUUGGAAAGAUGAUGAAAAGCAAUUUGGCUUCAAGGGGGAUUUACUUGAAAACCUUGGAUAGCUACAACACAGUUGAGGAUCAAGAAAAACGUUUUACAGACAAUGGCUUCCAGCAUACUACAGUUUUGGAUUUUGCCGCUCUUGAAAGGGAAUGGAUUCCAGAAACAGAAAAAAAGAGAAUUGCAAAAAUUGAAAUGUUAGAUGAAUUAGAAGAGUGGGAUUUACUCGCUAAGCAUUACUGCCUUGUCUUUACUACUACCCAUUCUUUAUAUGAAAAGCUAAACUUACAAAAAGGGAAUGACCAACCGAAUGGAUGAUUAUAUAUUAUCUUAUAAUCUUUCAAUAAUACUAAUGAUUAAAUACAAUGUGU